AUGGCUGGAAAAGGUAGAGAUCAUCAGUGCAAGCAGAUUGUAAUUGUCGUUUUGGAAGGAGAAAAGGUCGUUUUGGGUGAGAAUACUGGACUGACUCCACUUUGCAGGGCUUUGCGUGAUGUGGUUAAUCCUGAAGAUGAAAUUAUUGUUCUGACACUUCUUCAUGUAAAGAUUACAACAUCUGAGGCAUCUUCAGUUUCAGGUCACUGUAAUCAGUCAUGCGAUCAAGCAGAUCCAUAUAUCAGGUUCCUUCACGAAGAGAUCAGCCUGAGGAAAGAUGUUUUUUUAAGGAUUUUCCGACCUUUUUACAAUAAAUGCAAAAGCAAUGAAAAAAAUUGCAGUAAUAAUCCUUUUUUCUGUAAUUUUGUUGUAGGAUUAUAUUUUGUACAUCUGCUUUUGUUACAGGUGAAAUUCCAGGUGAAGGUUGCUGCAGGCUUCCGACCAAAGGAUAUCAUAGUUGAGGAGGCAAACAAUGUUAGAGCCAAUUGGAUUGUAAUGGAUAGGUGCUUUUCUAAACACUUGACCUUUCGGCUGAGUGGCACAGAUUGCAACAUAUCAUUAGUGAGUGACGACGAAGCUGUUUUCUGUAGUUGCUUGACAACAAAUGAAGCUCCGGAAAGUUCAUCAAAAUCCCCUAAGCUGAGAAAGGGAUCAAUAUCAGUAGAAGAAGCAUCUACUAGUAAUUGCCACCCACAAUCAAAAGUACUUGAUAGUAACGAAACCCGACCUUGUCUUUCACCUCGUCCCGCAAGUACCCGUAAAGAAAGCGAAAAUCAAAUUUUAUCUGCUCCAACACCGAGUGCGACUCUUCCUGCAACUACAUGUAAACGAAGUGAAAUUCAAAUUUUAUCUGGUCCAACAGAGUCUACGGCUAUCCCUCUCCAACAGAAAAAACGGGAUAUCUCGAAAAGGGCCAACAAUUUCUCAGGUCAGCCAUUGCAGCUAACCUGGGAAGUUGUUAUGGACAUAACACAAGGUUUUAAAUCAAGAACUUGUCUUAAUGGCCAGGAUAGGAAUUGUAUGACCUAUUAUGGGUACUUAGAAGACACUCAAUCAUUUGUUUUGGUAAAGAGAUUCAACCAAAAUUGUAACAGCAUUCUAGAAGCUGAAAGGAAGGCAGCCCUGUCCUUGCAACACAAGAACAUUCUGACUUUGACAGGUUACUUCAGAAAUGAACAUAACAUAAUCCUAGUUUUUCCUCUCAUAAUUGAAGGCACAUUAGACAAACACCUUUGUGACUUGGGUAGAAAACAUUGGAAACUGACAUUUCAAGACAAAUUGAAGAUAGCAAUAGGGAUUGCCUAUGGAGUCCGAUACAUGCAUGAAGAAUGCCCUCGAGGCCCCAUUGUCCACGGCGAAUUGCAACCCACUAACAUUUUCCUGACAUCCGAUAUGCAGCCAAUGAUCUCUGGGUUUGAGCAUGCCACAUGGCUUCAGUUUAAACAAGAGUCUCCGGCCUUCAAUAACAGGUAUCGGCUUGAGGAUUCUUUAGAUCAUGGAUCAAUGCUACUCAUAAAAUCUGACAUCUUUUUCUUCGGAGUUCUCCUUUUAAGGCUGUUCUGCAGAAGAUCAGCACCUCGAGAUGAUAAAAUCUUGAUUGAAUGGGCCAGGCCAUUGCUGCUGGACAGAGCAUUCCAUCUGCUAUUAGAAGACUCUGACGAUGUUGACAUUCAUGCAGUUUAUAGAGUGAUGGCUGCUGCAAGAAUGUGCACAAUAAGCAAACCUAUUUUACGACCCCCUAUGAGCGAGGUUAUCUCUAUUCUUAAAGGAGAAAAUUUUUGUAUCAUACAAUCAUCACCAUCAGAUACCAGUUCAUAAAGAAGAACGAGUGAAUAUAGAUCUAUUAUACAUAAAAUUGUAUCUUUGGAUUUGCAUAUAUAUAUAUAUAUAUACGGCUCCGCGAAAUGAGAAUUUUGUACUUUGGUAUUAACAUAUAUUGUUGUGUUCUUGUUUAGA
This is a messenger RNA of Jatropha curcas, 1956 nucleotides long. NCBI's taxonomy places the organism in Eukaryota, Viridiplantae, Streptophyta, Magnoliopsida, Malpighiales, Euphorbiaceae. The record is from RefSeq and is a predicted model, not a curated record.